AUGUUGGAAUUACCAAUGGAGACUGGCUACUUAGAGUUAGUAGAUGGUACAAAAUAUUAUGGCUUUCUAUUUGGAUCUUGCGAAUUUACCGAAGGGGAAGUCGUAUUUCAGACGGGAAUGGUUGGGUAUCCCGAAUCGCUUACAGACCCCUCGUAUUCUUCACAAAUUCUCACACUUACUUUUCCAUUUAUUGAAUCUUGCGUUGGUGACUUAGGUCUACCUAGUCACCUCGAGUCCGAUCGUAUUCAUGUUUCCGGUCUAGUCAUCUCUGAUUAUUCAUCACAGUACUCUCACAGAACUGCCACAAAGUCACUUCACGAAUGGCUUUUUGAUCAUAAUGUUUCUGGAAUAUAUGGGGUUGAUACUCGUUUGCUUACACAGCACCUCCGAUCACAAGGCCGAAUAGUUCCCACCUCAAUUACCCCUCCCCUUAAUUGGAUUGACUUAAGCAACUCAAACUUGGUUUUAAAAGUUAGCUGCACAUCCCAAAGAGUUUACAAUCCAAGUGGCGAUAUACAUAUUGCGAUCCUAGAUUGUGGUCUAAAGUUCAACCAGAUUAGAUGCCUUUCCAAACGUGGCUGCAAAUUGACCGUCUUGCCAUGUUCGUCGCAAUUUUGCCAAUUGCCAACCGACGAUAUUGAUGGUCUUCUUGUAAGUAAUGGGCCUGGAGAUCCAGCGCAAUAUGAUGAUAUUGUAAACAAUAUAUUGUGGUGGAUGACCGAAGUACGGAAACCAUUGCUCGGAGUGUGUUUAGGGCAUCAAUUAGUGGCACGAGCUAUAGGCGCAAAGACGUAUAAAAUGAAGUUCGGUAAUAGAGGUCACAACCAACCAUGCAUCCACCUAGAGACUGGCCGCUGUUUCAUUACCAGCCAGAAUCACGGAUACGCUGUCGACACCAGCACUAUCCCCUCCGAAUGGAUUGAGAUCUUCCGCAACGCUAAUGAUCUAUCAAAUGAAGGCUUGGCUCAUACACGAUUGCCUUAUUUAACUGUUCAAUUCCAUCCAGAACAUUGCGCCGGUCCAGCUGAUACGGAAUUUAUAUUCUCUGUUUUCGUUGAUUAUGUCCGCUUUCUCUCUAGAGGUCAGGAAUGCAGUUACUCUCUUAGAGAGGAAUUAAACAAAGCCAUUGUUUACAAGCAAAAGCCUCAUGAAAUUACUCUGCAAAAUAUUAGAAAAAGGUUAAAGAAGGUCCUCUUAUUAGGCAGUGGAGGUUUGUCCAUAGGUCAGGCCGGCGAAUUCGAUUAUUCUGGUAGUCAGGCGCUAAAAGCCCUUAAAGAAGAAGGAAUUCAAACAAUAUUGGUUAAUCCAAACAUCGCAACAGUACAAACAACUGUUGGUAUGGCCGACAAGACAUAUUUCUUGCCACUAACACCUGCUUGUGUCUCACGUAUUAUUGAAGCAGAACGCCCUGACGGAAUUCUUAUUUCUUUUGGUGGGCAAACAGGCUUGGAUUGUGGCUUGUCACUUGCUAAAACAAAUGAGGAAGAUAUGUUUGAUGAAAAUAUAGAACAUACAAAUACAAAUAUAGAUGCUGGAGUAUCAGAGGACAAACAAGUAAAAGAGAGUAUUCUUGAAAAGUUUGGAUGUCAAAUUUUGGGGACCCCGCUUAGUGCAAUCAUUUCAACAGAGGACAGACAAUUGUUUGCCAGUACUAUGAAGGAAAUUGGCGAGCAGGUUUCGCCUGCUAUGACGGCUAAUUCUAUCAAGGCAAGUAAUUCGUUGUCUUUAUUACUCCCAAAGGAGGCACUUUCUGUUGGUAACAUACUUGGGUACCCCGUUCUCGUUCGAACUGCUUUUGCCUUAGGCGGACUCGGUUCUGGAUUUGCCAAAUCGCCCGAAGAGUUGCAGCGGUUGGCUACAUCAGCUCUAGCUCAAACAAGUAAAAUCUUCAUUGACAAGUCCGUCAAAGGGUGGAAGGAAAUUGAAUACGAGGUUGGAUUUGACCUAUACUAUUCGAAAUCAUUGUGCGAUAAUCUUUAUUAUAAUUGCUUCUUAAAACUCAAAUAUGAAAAUCUCAAUUACGUUGAGUCUUACUUUUAUUCACACAAGGUGAUUCGAGAUGCUUACAAUAACUGUAUUGCAGUGUGUAACAUGGAGAACGUUGAUCCUCUUGGAAUUCACACCGGCGAGUCGAUCGUAGUGGCGCCUAGCCAGACACUCACUAACUUCGAAUACAAUAUGCUCAGAUCUGCCGCAAUUAAGGUAUUCUGCUAUUUGUGUUCCAUAAUUGAUGUCGACAAAUGUAUUAAUUUUUUACUCAUUUUAAUAGCUUAUAAGCCAGUAGCCAGUUUAAAAAACUCCUUAUUUUGA
Molecule: messenger RNA, 2310 nt
Organism: Protopolystoma xenopodis
Lineage: Eukaryota; Metazoa; Platyhelminthes; Monogenea; Polystomatidea; Polystomatidae
Source: the annotation of a GenBank genome assembly